[Torrubiella] hemipterigena is the source of this 5379-nucleotide messenger RNA. The record is from the annotation of a GenBank genome assembly. NCBI's taxonomy places the organism in Eukaryota, Fungi, Ascomycota, Sordariomycetes, Hypocreales, Clavicipitaceae.
CGCCCGAGUCGCAGCGUCUCGCUGGUUGGCUUUGUUCCAUUUCCCGCCUUUCCACUUUCGCUUCUCCUCCACCACGUCGAUUCUCUUCCGCCCUCUUUGCCCAUUUGAUUUGAUUCACCAGCAGCAUCACCAGAAUAUCCUCAUCGCCUACACUUUCACUCGCAUUCACGACUUGUUGCAUUAUUCUCGUUAUUCAGCAGCUCUCCGAUAAGCAGCACGCCUCGUCUUCCAUCGCAUCCUUUCCCGCGACUCGCCCUCACCAAAGUCUCUCUCGCCCCCCGCCCACGCUGCGCCUCUCGCUGCUCUUGAAUCAACGCUGUGCUCUCCCCUGACGCUUGGCGAAUUCCGAUCCUCUUGGACGCCGCAAAAACAACAAAGAAAUUAUACAGAAAUAAUCGCGAUCUCGAAUAUCUACGAAUCUCUUUAAUUUCCACCUCUUAUAUCAUUGCGACCGCUAUAGCACAACACCCGCUAGCGCUCUCCGAAGAGCCCGCCCCCGUCGGCCGUCGCUCAACCUCUUUCGAAGCCGGUACCCCAUUGCCACACCUCCCAUAACGUAUAGCUCUAUCAUGACUGUCCACUCUUGAAGAGGGCGACCCUACAACAUGUCUUUAAGUGACAUUGUCAACGUCGUGCUCCUCUUCAGUAACCCGGUAUGGAAUGGCGCGAAUACGAUUCCGUCAACAAUCAUUCGAAACAUUACCAAUGGCCCGACAAGUAGCUUAGCCUACCAAGAGGAUCUCAAGACGAAUAUUACAACACUAAGCACAUCAAACGCACAAACACUCAACGGCGUCAUACAAGGGUUUAUGUAUGUACCGGAUAUUACCAACACACCCUCCUGCAACGUGCAGCAGUACGACUACAUACCGCACAAUGUCACUCGAGCGCCUCAACUCCCACCGUCAAAUUUCAACCGAAUUGGACUUGCGCCGUGGUUUAGCGUAGACUGCACGCAAGCAUAUCUAAACGCCGCUCGUUUUGACCCCAUACGAGCUUUUAUAUUUUACAAACCCGAUAACUCAACCGAUAAACCUCCAGGGCCUUCCGACGAUGCUUGGGAUCUUGAAGAUCGCGGCGCUUGGCGCGACAGCAACUUUCCCAUCUUUGCCAUUCCUGGACUGGCAGGCGAGAGAAUGAUGGAGCAGCUAAGUCUCUACUCAGGCUCUGUUCUGGAAGUCCCGAACGGCAAAGAGCUCAUACAUUACGCGCAAAGCCCCCAGGACUACGUCCGCAUCUGGACCACUCUCAACAUACACCCCCCAAAGAGCAGCUAUCCGAUUUGGGUAUACUUCCUCAUUGUGAUCGGCGCUUUGAUAGGAGUCUUCGCUAUUGUCUGUCUGUUUCUACACUUUAGUCAGAGACGACGACGAGCGUCGCUCCGUCGCCGCGUUGAAUCUGGCGAAGUUGAUCUUGAGGCGAUGGGUAUUAAGCGACUCGCUGUUCCCGCUGCCCACGUCAAAAAUUUCCCAUUAUUUACUUAUACAAGCACACCGAUACACCUACCAAGAACACCGACUGCCGAGAGCGUUGUGGCAUCCUCCAGAUCUACACGAUCGUCGUCACGGCGUGGCCUUAGCCAUGACCACCGCGUUGAUUCAUUAGACACUGGACACACUGGCAAGACUCUGCGCAGUCAGCGAUCCGCUAUUAAUGGAGAAAUCGAUACAAUCGCGAGCAACUAUCAACCACACUGCCAUAUCUGCCUCGAAGCGUACGACAACAGGAUCACUAUUAUUCGCGAGCUUUCAUGCCACCAUAUAUUCCACCCAGUCUGCAUUGACGAAUUUCUUACUCGGAACAGCUCGCUGUGCCCCAUCUGCAAGCAGUCCAUGCUACCUCGAGGAUUCUGCCCCAAGAUUACAAAUAGCAUGGUUCGACGCGAGCGAGCAUUGCGCAAGCUGAGACAACAGGUUGAAAUCGAUGAAGAGUCUAUAGCCUCGGAAAGCAUCAAGCAGAGGUUAUGGAGCCGUCUGCGCUUCCGCCGCCACCCAAAGAGCGAUGCUAUGAACGAUUACCAAAUGUCCAGCAUGGAGGACGACAGCGUCAAGGCGCCUUCACCUGACAGCUCAAGCAACGAGCCUCAUUCACCUUCCGAACCUUCAUCUCCGGAUGCCCCAGCCACAGCUGAGCCAGUGCUGCCUCAGAAGCCAAGCGCUACAAAGAAGAAGGCCAAGACCAAGGGCUUACGACCGCGUCCUAUUAGCGUUAUGCCAACACAACCGGAAGAAGCCGUCUUGAAGACAACAGGCACUGUAGGCCGACAUAGCCCAUCGUCAUUUGCACGAGAGCGUAUGCGAGAGAUUGCUGAUAAGAACGCGCCGUUUGAAGAUCCAGACCUUUCCAGACCCGCAUGGCGUCGUGUAGUAACGAAAGUACUCCCCGGGCUGCUCUAAUGGGCGAACCAGGAGGGAGUGAUGGAGGUUGUUUUUAUUUUUUGGGACCCUGUAUGAUUUUAUAAGCGCGGCGUCGGCGUUUUUUUCUUUUCUUUUUCUACUUUUGGAUUGACAUCCGGGACCAAACCGAUGGAACGACGCGAUACUGCAUAUAUAUACGAUGCGAGUCAUGAUGAGACACACGGCCCUGGCGUUUAUUUUAUGGUGCCGAUUGAUUGGCAGGAAUUCUGAUAUUUUGGCAUUUUUUUUUUCAGUAUAGGGUGCAUGUAGUAGACUAAGCCUUGGGGCAUGAUAAAGAGACUACGUGGUUGAUUGUACGUACACUUUGACACUCCUGUAUCACAUAGAUUGCUUGUGCGGCUCCGUGCCAGUCUUAACUACACGGUAAAUUUGAAGUAAUUGCUUCAGAGGAAAAGAAACAACUAUCAAUAAUAAUUCGAUUGGCAUCAUCUAUUCAUAACGAUAUAUACCUAAAAACCCUGUAACAAUCCAUGUAUUCAUUUGCGCCACAUUUCGAGUGUUUGUAGGUGAAAAAUAAAAGUUGUCAGUAGGCAGGAAAGAGAAAAAGCGAAGGACAAUGAAAGGAAAAGAAUCAUCGGAUAACGUUCAUAAACAGUCUCAGUCUCUCUGAGAGUCAAUUAGGCGCUCGUCACCUCUAAUACCGCUCUUGACAAGCGCUUCUCGCACUCUGUCGUCUUCGGCUGCGCGGAUUCGAAUUCUAGCGGCUUCAAGACGCUCAAUACCACGGUCUAUGGUUUCAAUGUGAAUGCUCAGAGGGAGAGGUGUGCUAGACCCAAGGGAUGCUUGAAGUAGCUUUGGUGCUGCAACUCGCUCCCGCAAGUCUCCCAGGCCGGCCUGGAUCGCUUCAAGUUCAACAACAAGAGCACUAACUUGCGCGACGGCUGAGGUGCGUUGCGAAUCGACCUGGCGCAAGAGCGAGAGCUGCUCAGAGAGAUGAUGCAAGCGGCCGCUGUUGGCGCCGACGAGGGUCCAAAUGUUCCACAAGAUUUGGUCGCGGCGGGACGAGGUCGCGGCUGUAGAUCGAGAGGUAACGUCGUAUAUAAGAGAAAGGUGAUCUUCAGCUUUGGUGAGGAGGCGGAGGACGGCUUGCGCUUCGAUAAUGAGAGCAGCAAUGCGGUCAGAUAUCAGCGCAGUGUGCUCGAUAUACUUCUCGCGUAGAAUUUGCUCGCUGAAUUGCAUUUCGGUAGGCUGGAAAGGAUAGAAUAUCCAGCCUGUCCAAACGGCAAGAGCCGAGGAGGGCACAAGGCCUGUUUUGUCGUCCUCGACUGGCGCCAUGGAGUCAAUGUAGCGUGACGUCCAGCGGUUAAUGCUGAUAACUGCAUCAACAGCAGAGCCGACAUGGGUAUUGAAUCGCUGCAGAUCAGAUGCUGUCUGUCUUGACGUCUCGAUGUAACCGUCGAGUUCAAAGAUUAGCUCGUCCUUUGCAAGGACCUCGCUUUGUCGAAGAAGUGUUCGAAGAUCGCGGAGGGUCGUUUCCGAGCGCUUCAUCUCGAACGGCAGAGAAACACCAUCGGAACUCUUUUCCAGCACAUCCUCGAACUUUGAUUGAACCGUCACUAGAUCCUCAAAUUCCACCGGAGAAGCCUGUGAGUUGGGGCUGUCGGAUGGGAAAGUUGGGCAGAAGGGCAGGUUGAGGUAUGAGGUUCCUGGUAUGCGACAUAUCGGCGAUAGAGACGUGAAGAUGGAUCGUUGCACCAUAUUCUGGGUGAUAAUAACUGCACCGAAUGAGAGAUAGAUAGCCAGGAAGAAGGCAAGAGGGCGUUUUGCGUACAGGAAGGCUAGACCAACGACGCUUAGUGCCCAAUGAAUUGUGUUUUGCGCCCAAGUUGAGAAGUGCGACGAUAGACCGGUCGUUUCUGCUUUUGAAGCUGCUUCCUUUGCGCUUGGCCGUCUCUUUCCCCUGCGCUUGACAGGGCUGCCAGUGGCAAAGACGCCGCGCUGGCGUAGGUGCACGUCACUGAUGUAAGAGGUUUCGCGGGAACCGGAGCUGAUAAGCGCUCUGGCAGUGCGCGAGCUUCUGCCACUGCUGCGCCUGUCAUUUUCUAUGUCAAUCAAGGGCAUCCUAAACUCAGGAUCAGGCGUUCGAUAUUGCGACUUGUGUGGCGUCCCAACAAGACUGGGCACACUUGGGCGGAAUGGCUGGCGCAAGAUGACCUGGUCAUCUUCCUGGUGUUUAACAAAGUCGCGAAUACUGUCUGUUGAGCGCUGACUAAAUUGACUCUGAUUCUGGGAUGAGAAUUGCGAAGGAAAGCCAUCUGACGGCUGCUCGCUCGACAGUGGAAGCAGCACAUCAUCGUCAGAGACAGAUGGGAGAAUGCUGGUGUCGAAGCUGUCAUUUUCACCGUCGACGACUCGCCAGGAGUCCUCGACGCGCAUUGAUUGUCGCUUAGACGGCAUGGCUAUGCGCAGUUGCUUGCGCUGCGAGGGGCUGUUUCUGUAUUGUGCGUGUGCAAGUGUGUGUAAGAGUGCGACAGCGGCUUCAAGCUCGGAUGCGAAUGAUGCAAGGUCAUGCACGGCCGACAGACUUGAGGGAUAUAGUGCGCCUAUGAAGCAGCGGUCAAGUAAUGGGCCGGCCGCAAACAGACAAGAUCCUUUUUGGAAAAAGAAAGCAACGGGUUCGAGGCGGUCGUUCAAAGCGGCCGGCGCUUAGAAGAGCUGGCGAAGCAAAGUGAGACAGGACUACUUUUUAGGAGCUGGUUUAAAUAGAGCGUCGCGAACAAAGAAAAGAAAGACCCAGGUAGAUGAGUCAUGCGACCAUAUGACGCUGGAAAUCUAUGCCUGAAUGCGCGAGGCAAGGAGCGAUGAAGGAUGAUGAGAAAGCGAGAAGCGUAUCAGGCAGAAGCUGCAAUGCAGGCGGUGAUGUCGAUAUUCGCUUGGUGCAGCGGCUGCAGGGGCCUUUACAGGGGUUGGACGGCGGGUGGCGGGGGUGUUUUAGUGCUGAACAGCGGGAGCGGUGGCGACU